AGUUUUGAUGUAUUUUUACCAAAACAACAACAUUACUAUACAAAUUUUAGAAACUCCAAUAUAAGUGCUCUGACAUUUAAAUAUUUUAUAUUUCCAGCUUUUGUCUGACUACAAAUUCUAGAAAGCCGGGUGGUGAAAUUUGACGUGAUUUGUAAAAUUGAGUGGAUAUAUUUGAAGUGAAGAAUAUGGAAGGGAAAGUUACCGUACUGACACCAAGUAAUCGAAGGCAAAAUGUGAAAGUCACUCCAAACACAACAAUACUUCAGAUUCUGGAGGAGGUAUGCCAGAAACAUGAAUUGGACAGCCAUGAGUACUGUUUGAAACAUCACAACAAGGAAGUUGGCCUGACCCAAUUGUUUCGAUUCAGUGGACUUCCAAACAAUUGCUUAUUAGAAAUGUCAAAGACCGAACGCAGAAGAACUGAGUCAAAUGUUAAUAUAUGCGUUCAAUUGGAGGAUGGAUCUCGUGUUCAAGGAGAGUUUAAACCCAGCAGUAGUUUAUGGCAAGUAAUAGAGCAGCUCAGUUCUGAUGCAUUGAAAAGUUAUGCAAGUCCUGUAGUAAUUUAUAUGCGUCAAGAAAUUAUUGGCAAGGAGCGAUUGGCAGAGACAACACUUAAGUCAUUAGGUAUUUUUGAAGGAAGAGCUAUGGUGAGAGUUAUAGAUAAAACAGCCGAUGAUUUGAAGUCACAAGCUAAUGUCUACAUACCACCAACUGUGAAAGAAAAGCCCAAAGAAGUGGACGAAAAGCCGAAACAAAAUGUAACAAAAAACAGUGGGGGUGGAGGAUUUGCCAUAACGAAGGAUUUAGUACAAUCGCUUAAAAAAUCGACAUCUAAUACUAACGCUGAAAAUGAUGAAGCAGUAGUGAGUACAACAACUACAACAGAUAGUAAAGAAAUCGAACCGGAAAAGCCCAAAUAUGAUUGGGGUACGGGUACGGGUUAUUCUAUACAAAGUUCAAGGCACAAGCAAGAUGUCGCAAAAAAUUUAAACGGAGAAGAAGAGGCUGAAGAAACGGCAAUGGACAUUGAACCGGAAGUAAUUAUUAUUGGCGAAAGAAACGCUAUACUUUAUUCUUUGGAUGAUACGCAAACACAGGCUGAAGAAUUGCCAGAUUCAUUUUUUGAUUUAACAGUUGAGGAUCUUAGGCUUGUAUUACGUGAUUUAAAGAAAACUUCCAGAGGUGAUGAAGAUGCACCAUUACUCACCGAACGUCUACGUCAAUUAGAAGGCCAAAAAACCAUGCUAAAUAAAAUAGCACACUAUAAAAAUUGUGUAAUACGAAUACAGUUUCCCGACCGGUUUGUUCUCCAGGGUAUCUUCAAGCCUAUCCAUAAAAUUUCAGAUGUUAUGGAUUUUGUGCGUAAAUUUUUGCAUAAUGAGCAAGCUAUGUUUCAUUUAUUUACGAUACCACCCAAAUAUAUUUUACCAUUGGACAAGACGUUGUUGGAAUUAGAUUUCGUGCCUACUGCUGUUUUACACUUCGUCUUUCAAGACAAAGAGGAAAAUACUAAUAGUGCCGAUGAAUUAGUUGUGCAAAACUAUUUGAAGACGGAAUUGAAGGAAAAGUUAACUACUAUAGAAGGCGCCUUUUAUGCUGCAAACAAAAUGCGUACAACAAUCGCUCGAGUUUCCAAACAAAAUACAAACGCCGAUAGUGAUCUAUCGCUUCAUGCGCAAAAUGAACGUCGCACACCAGACUCAUCAUUGGGUGCCAUACCGAAGAAACUACGCAAUACUAACCUCAAAAUGUUUUGAUUUGAAAUAAAAAUAAAAAGCCUGUUGUAUAUUGGAUCAGGGUUCAUACUAUUUGCUUAUUUCGAAUUUUAUUAGUAAAUUGGUGUAAUCUUAUUAAUUUUUUAAACAUUUUUUACAUGCAUAUUCAAAAUAAUCGAGAAUAUCUAGCUUUCACGUAAUAAUAUAUAUAUAUACAAUCUGUAAAAUCAUGAUUAACUGUAUUACAUAGAUCUGGCUUAAUUCUGGGAUUGUAAGGUUGAUACUACAUAUUUCGUAUGGAUUUACAAUAAAGUGCAUUUCUAAUACACAUAAA
Messenger RNA from Ceratitis capitata (Mediterranean fruit fly), 2049 nucleotides. RefSeq names its product tether containing UBX domain for GLUT4. The transcript is spliced from 6 exons. The record is from RefSeq and is a predicted model, not a curated record. NCBI's taxonomy places the organism in Eukaryota, Metazoa, Arthropoda, Insecta, Diptera, Tephritidae. Gene Ontology annotation, molecular function: protein binding. The coding region runs from base 186 to 1757 and encodes 523 amino acids.